This is a messenger RNA of Drosophila biarmipes, 1111 nucleotides long. It is a transcript of the gene mms4, whose product is annotated as crossover junction endonuclease EME1. Gene Ontology annotation, molecular function: nuclease activity; DNA binding. Bases 62 to 991 code for a protein of 309 amino acids. The record is from RefSeq and is a predicted model, not a curated record. Gene Ontology annotation, cellular component: Holliday junction resolvase complex; nucleus. The transcript has a single exon. Gene Ontology annotation, biological process: resolution of meiotic recombination intermediates; mitotic intra-S DNA damage checkpoint signaling; double-strand break repair. NCBI's taxonomy places the organism in Eukaryota, Metazoa, Arthropoda, Insecta, Diptera, Drosophilidae.
GAUUACUUACCAUCUCUAAAACAAUUUUUAAUAAAUAUUAUUUGGCGGACUUUCGUAAACCAUGUCGAAUAAAGUGGAUAAACUACACAAACAGGCUCUACGGGAGCAACAGAAGCGCAUCAGGCCCGGAGAAUGCAUGAAAUAUGUGCGUUUGGUUAUAGAUGCCGGAUUUCUGGGCAUUCCCGUGGGUCAGGAGAUGGUGCAGCAACUGAAUUCCACGGAUUUGAAGUAUGAAAUCAAGAGCUUGCCGGUGAGCCACUGCAUCCUGUGGGAACGCAAUGUGGGCCAGCAGACGAUAGCCCUGGGCACCAGCCCCACUGGCCUGGAUGAAGCCUGGAAGCGGGAGAACCAAGUGGUCCAGUGGCUCUCCGAAUCCAGCUUCCAAAAGGCCGUUAAGGAUCAGAGUCUCGUUUGCCUGGGCCCCAGGUUAUAUGCCUCCUUUCCAGAUUGUCAGUAUACAAUAGCCUUACCAAAGUUGCGUCACAGCAAACACGGCAGUUCUGCAGGCCAAGAUGCUUUGAUAGAGAUGCAGUUGCUCCAGGAACUCCACAUAGAGCAGCUGAACAAACCCGAAAGCCAGGAGCUCUUGGCCCUUCUCCAACGCUAUACAAAAGCCAUAGCUGAAGCUCCCUAUAAAAAACAGCGUAACGAGACACUGGGUGGCUUUAAGAAGUACCUGGCCAACGACAAGAAGCAGUGCGUCAAAGUGGAUCAGGGCAAUGGCUAUGGCCGCCUCUGGCAACAACAUCUGAACCGCUUGCCCAUGGUCACGCUGGAGGUGGCCGAGUCGAUUAUAGCCCAGUAUCCCUGCCCCAAGAAACUCAUUGAUCACUUCGCCAGUGAUCCCGCGGCUGUGCAAACUCUCGCCGACAUGAAGAUCAAGCGAUGCAAUGGACCCCAACCUCUCCACACCGAAAGACGCAUCGGCAAUGUGCUCAGUAAUAAGCUGUAUACGUUGUAUAACUCUAAGGAUCCCAACACUCUGAUCUAGUCCUCUUAAUCACUAUCUUCUAGAUGAAAACAAAUCACUUCGUCGCUUUAGAAUCUGCUCAUAUAUAUUAGCUUUCUAAAUUAUGUACAAUUAGAAUUAAAUGUUAAAGUAAGAGCUAAA